AGACGUCAUUGCAUGUGCACAACCGUUAACCCCUGAUGCACAACAAUCAACAGUACAGUAUAUCAAGAGUUCAUGAACUCUUGAGUAUAUGUACUUACAGGUACGUACGUUGGGCUUGGCUUCUCUGCAAACUGGAUUUAGUGGAAACGUGCAGUAAGGUAUGCAGUGUUUGAUGGAUAAGAGGCCGAUGAAAUCUGUUUCCUCGUCAACUGGACACUAUAAAGAUAAUGGCUCCGAGGAGAGCCAGCCCCUGAUUUCUGGUCAAGUCCAAGUAGACUACAGGGAGACGUCUAGAAAAGAGGGGGCAAAUGAAGUGGCAACUUUCUUCAACUUUGCCAAGGCUAGUAUUGGCUCUGGAAGUUUUGCCUUGUCGUGGGGAAUCUUAAAGACAGGUGUGAUCCUCGGCUCAGCUGGUAUGGUGCUGCUCGGCAUUGCAAGUGUGUACACCAUGCAACUCAUGCUGGACUGCAAACGUUUCAUUGAGAGACGAUCGCCUUCAAAGUCGCUCACCUACACUCAGCUGGGGUGGGAGGCUAUGGGCCCCUUUGGCAAGUGGGCAGUGAAUAUCUCCGUCCUGGGCUGCAACCUGGGCGUGUGUGCAGGGUAUAUGAUCUUUAUCUCAUCUAAUCUUCAAUGGUCCUUUAGUUGUCUGCUGUAUGAGAGUGGGAACGAGACAUGCUUCACCGUAUGGGAAGUGUACGCCAUGAUCCUUCCCAUUCUCAUACUACUCACUUACCUGCCCUCAUUCAAGAUACUGGCAUAUGCAGCUUAUGUGGGUUCCGUCUUCCUUGUAGUUGCCAUGGUGGUAGUGUACGUGUUUGGUGGACAGCAUGGAUUCUGUGCUGUCCAUGACAAUGAAGUGGAGUAUCUCCCCUCAUCUGCCUUGGGUCUGGCGCAGUGGUUUGGAGUCACAGCUUUCCUCUUCUGUGUACACAGUAUGGUGAUACCACUGGAAUCCACAAUGAAAAGACCUAAGAACAUGCCUGUUGUUUUGGAUUCGGCUGCAUUGACUGUUGUAGUGGUCAAUCUGCCCUUUGCUCUCUAUGGCUACCUAAUGUUUGGCAGUGGCACAGAAGGAUACAUAUUUGAGAAUCUCCCUGGGGGUACAUUCAAUGACAUUGUAAGGAUUCUUCUGUCGAUCGAGCUGACUCUCACGUUCCCCAUCGUCAUCAAACCUGCCACUGAUGUUAUGGAGGAGAUACUUCACAAUGUUCUCAUGUACUUUAAAGUUCCAGCAAUUAAGGAUCUCUAUGAAAGCAAGCUGCUGAGCUACCGGAUUGGACGAACUGUCAUGGUUUGUGCUCUGCGUACUAUAUUGGUCCUCGUUUCCUGGGGAGUGGCUGUUGGUAUUCCUCGCUUUGAACUGUGUCUGGCCCUAGUUGGUAGCCUGGCAACAACUGUCCUUGCCUUUGUGCUCCCUCCUAUGUUUCACCUUGCACUGAAGUGGCGCCACACUCACAUCUUUGUCAAUGUGUUCCACAUUGUGCUCCUGGCGUGUGGCAUUAUGGCCACUCUGCUGGCAACUAGCAUUAAUCUCUACAUGGCCAUUAUUGGUGGUGCUAACAAUAAUACCUGUGGGGCCAUUCACUCCCAGUGCCAAUCUUCAACGACUGAAAAUUGUGUAUCUCAUGUUGGCAGUGAUAAUGCGAGCUACACGUACAAUAUUCUUUGAACUGUUUUAAUGCCAUUUCUGUGUUGUUAGUUUAUGUAUGCCUCUAAUAAUGCAUUAUUCACUGUGCUGUUACAAUGUUGUGUUCCCUAGCUAUUGUGCUAAAUUGUUUUGUAGUAUGUACACAUAAUGAUCACAUGUUCAAUUAAGCAUAUUCAUGUACCACAUGAUUAUUAAUGUAGUUGUAAUCAA
This is a messenger RNA of Halichondria panicea, 1861 nucleotides long. RefSeq lists its product as uncharacterized. Gene Ontology annotation, molecular function: L-amino acid transmembrane transporter activity. Gene Ontology annotation, biological process: amino acid transmembrane transport. The record is from RefSeq and is a predicted model, not a curated record. Bases 161 to 1672 code for a protein of 503 amino acids. The transcript has 10 exons. Lineage: Eukaryota; Metazoa; Porifera; Demospongiae; Suberitida; Halichondriidae.